Molecule: messenger RNA, 2759 nt
Organism: Pseudomyrmex gracilis
Lineage: Eukaryota; Metazoa; Arthropoda; Insecta; Hymenoptera; Formicidae
Product: monocarboxylate transporter 9
Exons: 9
Coding region: 650-2425 (591 amino acids)
Biological process (GO): monocarboxylic acid transport; transmembrane transport
Molecular function (GO): monocarboxylic acid transmembrane transporter activity
Source: RefSeq, a predicted model, not a curated record
ACUUAAAAUCUUAUCUCCGCUUGACGAAAUAAAUAUAACAGAGAAUANGAUUUUAUCUGAUUCGUUUGGUUGACGUCGAGAGACUGAUUGUUUCCAGAAACCGCAUAGAUGCGAUUUACAAUUCGUACAUAGAGCAAUCUGUCAUUUAUGAACUCGGGAGUGCUUUUUUGUAAAAAAAAAAUCUUUUACUAGUUUACGUGACAGUGUUCUAAUGUUUGGUUCUUAUUUUGGUUUCAAUAAAUAACAAUUACAAUAUAUUACACAUUUUGAAUAGUAAUGUGUAACGAGGCUNCAAAAAUAAAUCGGUCAAAUUAAAGACAGGCCGUAAAUAGAGAACGCAGGAUGUUUAUNCGCAGAAUAAUUCUUCUUCAGUAAUUGUACUAUAAAACUACGUUUCGAUCUAUGGAUUGAAUUGUCUUCGAGCUAAAUAUAGAUAUUUUACGAAAAAAUUUAUUUNCAAUUGUGGGAUUAAAGAAAGUUUGCAAGUUUUUCUCUAUGAGAAUCUGAACUACAAAUUGGACACGAAGUUACAUAGUUGUUACCCAUCCGCUCCGCGGACAAUUAUGUGCAAGUUUAUGUGACGUCUCUAUAAUUACAAAUCAAAUCGCAAAAGUGAGCCACAAACAACACGUCUCGAACAAGGCGUAGUAUGCCGGUAACCAACGGCACGACGACAGAUGCAGCCGCGAUAUCGAUCAAUGUUGUUGAAAAUAAAAAUAGCGCGGUAAGGAAAAAAGUGCAUCAAAUAGAAAAGCGUAACAAACGUAAAAAGGAAGAACCGCUGAACGAAGGGGAUGAGAUCACUCUGGAAGAUUUGGCGCCAGAUGGUGGCUGGGGAUGGAUGAUCGCACUCGGGAUGAUAUUAACUCAAGUCACCAUAAUAGGCCCGCAAUCGUCAUUCGCCAUUCUCUUCGGCGAUUUUCUUGUUGAAUCUGGAAUGGAAGGCAUGGCGUUAGGUCUUUUCAAUGCCGGUUUCAUGAUUACAUGCUCCGUCGCUGGCUUGUUUGCCAACAUGCUAUUGAAGAAAUACUCCGCAAGACCGAUCGGAAUCGUGGGAGCGCUUUUUAUGUCGCUGCCGAAUAUCUUUCUGACUUUCGUCAGAAAUGUGUACGAUAUGGCGUUUCUCUAUUUUUUACAAGGUUUCGGAUUUGGACUCGUCAUACCGACCUGCAAUACAGUUUUUAACUCGUAUUUCGUAAAGAAAAGAGCGAAAGUGACAAACGCGUCGCACGUUAUCAUCGCGUUGGGCGGAAUUAUUUUUCCCCCAUUAACCAGGAAACUGAUGACGAUGUAUGGUGUUCGUGGUACCACGGCGAUCAUAGGAGCGCUGGGUCUCAACACCAUUCCCAGCAUGUUGCUGUUCCAUCCUGUGAUCUGGCACGCCAGACCUUUGAGAGAAAUUCUCGCUGAAAAGCGAGGUUUUGCUUUUUCUCUCGAUAAAGCGCACGAGAAAGAAAAAACAUUUGAAAAAUUUCCGUUAAAUCGUCGCUCGACCAUUGAUAUUAUCCACGUGUCCUUAAAAACCAAGUGGAGCAGUCUUCAUAGUCUCAAGGAAGAAAGAAGCACCGAAACUCCAUUAUUAACCGAAGCUAUUAAAAAAUCAGCGCAGAAGGUUGCGUCGAUCUCAGGGAUCGACUGCGGAUUCCGCGAAAAGGCCGUAACGCAAUUGUCUGUACAAAAGAAUUUGACGCAGUCGACAUCCAGUCUGGUCAAUUUGGUCAAUAUUACGUCACGCGUUGAGGAAUUACGGCGACGUUUCAAAGACGAGACAUUCAAUAAUAAAAAAAGUUAUCUGAAGGAGAUUCUUGACAUGUCGCUGGUGAAAGACUGGGCGUUCAUGAAUUUGAGCUGCGGCGUCAGUUUCGUGCUUACCGCCGACUACGCCUUUUCCUCUCUUCUUCCCAUUAUGAUGACCGACGUGGGAUACUCAAAAGACAACGCCACACUGACCGUUGUCAUUAACGGAAUGGCCGAGAUGAUGUCGAAAAUUCUCUUGGCAGUUUUCUCGUUCGCGGUGAACGUGAAGGCGAGAUACAUAUUUUUUGCGGGCACGAUUUUUAUGGAACUCGCGCGAUUAGGAUUUUUAUUAUUAUACGAUAAUACGUUUGUGGGUGGAGUAAUUAUGACAGCGAUGAUCAGCGCCGUGCGCUCUUUGUUGACGGUUCAACAAUGUUUGGUCAUUAUUGAAGAUAUACGCAUUGAGAAACACGCAUCGGCUUACGGCAUCUUCAUCGUUUUGUCAGGUUUGGUUACAGUGAUCUUCGGAACUCUUGUAGGAUUUAUAAAGGACUGGACAAAUAGCUUCAAGAUUUACCAGGUUUCUCUACUCGUGAUGAAUGCCGUGUUUAUCGUACCUUGGGCUGUGCAAUUUAUCUUGAAAGACUUCAGGAAACGAAGCUCGCCGGAAAGUUUAACACAUUCUUAAUGAAAACUCGAAUUGUUAGGUAAAGAAAAUAACGCUGAAAUAGAACAAAUUGAUCCUUUUGAUUUUUUUUUUUAAGAAUAUGUUUAGUAGUUUUACUAUACAAAAGAUCUCGCAAAGAUCUCGAGUGCACGUUGUAUAUACCGAGUUUUUAUAUAUACUAUAUAUACCUACGCGCAUUGUAUGUAAAUAUACAUUUACAAUUAAAUGUUCAAAUUAUUACACGACUAAAAAUUCUUUGAAAACAUCAAGCAAUACGUAGCUCGUAGAAUAAUAAUUUUGUUAUCGUGUGUUUAUCGAUCGGCAAAUAUAGAUGGAUAAAUAAUGAGUGUACAUU